Molecule: messenger RNA, 7483 nt
Organism: Callithrix jacchus (white-tufted-ear marmoset)
Lineage: Eukaryota; Metazoa; Chordata; Mammalia; Primates; Cebidae
Cellular component (GO): cytoplasm
Molecular function (GO): catalytic activity
Source: RefSeq, a predicted model, not a curated record
UGCAGAUGUGUUCCCUGUUUUAAGCAGAGGGACCAACACAAUCUAGAAGGGAAAAUUCCUAUGGCUAGCAACACAGACGCAAACAGCAGUGGCGAGAGUGAGGCGCUUUGUAUAUAUUUUCCUUCUAUAUCUUAAUCCUGAUAACUGGCUUCAAGGCCCCAUUUUCCAGAUGAAAAAAACUGAAGUUCAGAGCAGUCAACUAACUUGCCUAGAGCAAAUGCAUUGUAAGUGGCACACCAGGCUUCGUAAGUGGUAAACCAAGCUGAUAUCAAGCCCUUGGGAUUAAGCUCUCCGCUAUACCAGGGAGAAAGGGCCAUGGAGGGCCAGCAAGUGGGAGGCAGGCCACAGAAAAGAAGAACAGCUGGUCCAAGGUCUCAGAGCAGAUUCAUUUCGGGGGAAAGACCGCUAUCUCUGCUGCCCCAGGCAGAGGAAGACUUGGGCCCUGUGAAAGGAAAAUAAAACCUCAGGAUCCCCAAAUCACUAAGCCAAGGGAAGAAAUCAAGCUGGGAACUAUGCCAGGAAAACCCACCUCCCAUUUUAUUCCUAAAUAAGGCAAGAUAGUUACAUACCUCUGUCACAAACUGCCCACAAGAAAAUUCACUGUGGGCCUCAAGAUCUUUACCCUAAAACAGUUCUGUUGAAUUUCACCUUGCAAUGUAAACUAAUAGCUGAUCUUCAGAGGCGUGCACAGAAAAUCAUCUCUGCUCACCUGAGACAAAUGCACAUAUGAUUGCUUCCUCUGCCCUAUUGUUUAUGAAAAAUGCAGAUUCACUGAUUCAGACUAAAUUGUGUACUCAGUGGAAGGCUGAUCAAGGAAUCAAAAGAAUGCAACCUUUUGUCUCUUAUCAACCUUCUGCCUCUUAUGACCUGGAAGCACCGCACCCCUCACCUUCAAGUUGUCGCACAUUGCCAGAGCAAACCAAUGCACAUCUUACACAUACUGAUUGAUAUCUCCUGUCUCCCUGACAUGUAUCAAAGCAAGCUGUGCCCUGACUACCUUAGGCACAUGCCAGGGCCUCCUGAGGCUGUGUCAUGGGUGCAUCCUUAAGCUUGAGAAAACAAACUUUCUACACUGACUGAGAUCUGUGUCCGAUAUUUGGGGUUCAUAUCCCUGCCAUCACUGCCCUCCUCCCCACCUCCUGCCCUAGGCAUGGCUGGCAGACAAAAACCGGGAGAGCAGCCCACUCCCUGCGGAUCUACCUUUCCUGGAACAGGCAGAGGAGGUUCUGUGUCACAGCGUGGAGGUGGGGUGUAAGCCUGCAGGAGGUUACAGCUGAUCCCUGAGGUGGGGCUGCCCUAAGGUGGUGGCUUCAGUCUGGGAGGGCCAGAAGACCUCAGGUGAGACCUCAGCAGCCCACAUGGAGAGGAAGGGUUGGGAGAGGGUGGGGAAAUGACUAGACUCUGAUGCAUGCAAGUCUCCCACUUCCAUUCAAAGGCGCAUCAGUGAGAUGCUUGAAUCUGCAGUGAAGGGCAAGAGACACGACCCCAGGAGAGAGUAGCUGUGCUUUGAGGCAGUGGAACCAGCUCCUGGUGGGAGACUGAGGUCUUGGUGCUACCCCACUUUCACUCCUGAUUUGCUGAAUGAUCUGGAGACCUCCGGGCCCCACGGCUUUCCAUCUGCAGAGCGGAAAGAGUGGAUGGGAGGUUUCUAGGUUCCCUCCACUUCUCAUCAUUGCCAACAUUCACUUGUAGCAGCGGUCGGACUCCCCUCUGUGCACCUGUCCUGCAGGCAGACCUAGGAUGGUACGUUUUCCUGGCUUGGGAGAUUUGGGCUGAGCAGUCCAGGGUGGCUGAGGUUUAGAGGGGACAGCUGGGGAAGUACUUCUUCUAUUUCUUAAGAUCUGUGCUGUACUCUGCUCUUCCCAUAGGGAUUUACCUGAAGCCCAGGAACACCGUAGAUCUGGCUCCCAAAACUGCUUUUGCAAAACUAAAACACUUGGAGAAAUCUAACAAGCUGACUCCAUCUUGCUGUUUUUGAAAAAUAUAUCUUUUGGCAUACAAAUUUUUUUGUCGUUACAUGGAUGAAUUAUACAGUGGUGAAUUCUGAGAUUUUAGCGCACCCGACAUCUGAGUAGUGUUAACUAAUGUGUAGUUUUUAUCCCUAGCACCCCUCCAGCCUCCUCCUUCUUCUGAGUCUUUGAAAUCCAUUAUGUUACUCUGUGUUUAUAUAUUUGUAGCUUAGCUCCCACUCAUAAGUGAGAACAUACAUUUUUGGGUUUUCCACUCCUGUGUUACCUCACUUAGAAUACUGGCCUCCAGGCUGGGUGUGGUGACUCAUGCCUGUAAUCCCCGAACUUUGGGAGGCCAAGGUGGGCAGAUCACUUGAGGUCAGGAAUUCGAGACCAGCCUGGCCAACAUGGCGAAACCCUGUCACUACUGAAAAUACAAAAAUUAGCCAGGCGUAGUGGUGGGUCCCUGUAGUCCCAGCUACUAGGGAGGCUGAGGCAGGAGAAUUGCUUGACCUGGCAGGCAGAGGUUGCAGUGAGCUGAGAUCAUGCCACUGCACUCCAACCUGGGGACAGAGUAAGACCCUGUCUCAAAUUAAAAAAAAAAAAAAAAAGUGGCCUCCAGCUCCAUCCAUGUUGCUGCAAAAGACAUUAUUUUGUUCCUUUUAGUGGCUGAGUAGUAUUCCAUUGUGUAUGUAUACAUUCUCUCUAUCCGCUCAUUAGUCUAUGGGCACUUAGGUUGGUUCCAUAUCUUUGCAAUUAUGAACUGACUGCUAUAAACAUGUGUGUGCAAGUGUCUCUUUCAUAUAUUGACUUAUUUUCCUUUGGGUAGAUACCCAGUAGUGGGACUGCUGGAUAUCCAUCUUGCUUCUAACCUCACAGACUCACUGCUUUUGCUCUUUCCUGGCCAUAGGUCAAACCAAUUAAAAAACUAAGUUUACAAUUUAAAGCAAGGAUGAUAAGAGUUCCUUCCUGAAACUAGCCCCUUCCUUGUUUGGGGACCCAAACUGCCUUUGGAAAACUAAUGAAAGUCAGCAAGGUUAGAAUUGUGGUAGGGGCUGGAAUUCUGCUAUGGUAUAACCACACAUAAGUGAUAACCAGCCAUUAUUCUCUCUUUUUUUUUUUUUUUUAACAGUCCAUAGGCCUUUUAUUUUUUUAACACCUAUGAUGCCACGAAUUCAUAGGGAAUAGGUUCCAGCCGCUCAGGCUCCUUCCCACUAGUUCCCACAGUGUGUGCUUCUCUGGGUGGAGCAGGCCAGCGCUUCGGUUGAACCCGGGUAACAUAUUCUUUGACUUCCUUCUUUUUCUGAUCAUUUUCCUUCACUCGUUUAAGGAAGCUGUCUCCGCUCUUAGAGUGCUUAAUGUGCUCAAUAUGCACAUUAAUUCUCUUGGCAAGAAUCUUGCCCUUAACUUAUUUACAACAACACCAACAGUGUGCUGGGUAACAUUGUAGACUCUUCCACUUUUGCCAUGAUAACAUCUGUGGGGCAUUCCCUUUUGAACAGUGCCCAUUCCCUUGAUGUCUACAAUAUCAUCUUUCUUAUAGAUUUGCAUAUACGUGGCCAAAGGAACAACUCCAUGUUUUCUAAAAGGCCUAGAGAACAUAUAUCGAGUGCCUCUCCUCUUUCCCUUUGUGUUCCUUAUUUCGGCAAAUUACUGGAAGAUGACGGUUCCAGCUGAAAGGAACCAGCCAUUAUUCUUUAACUCACCAACUGCUCAGGAGUCUGUAGCCAAAGGUCACAAGAUAAAGGAACUUCCCCAAUUGCUCCUAUAGAUAACAUCACUAUUAUAAAACCUAAGAUUGGCCUUCAUUUUUCAGACUUUUGCAUUCUAGAGAAUCUUGACUUAUAUGGAAGAACAGACUCAGUGGAUCCUGUGACCCCCACCAGAAACUGCAUGCAAAGAUAAUUCUGGGGCUUUUAUAGUUUAAUCCCCAGCAAAGCUGCAUGUCCUACUACCUGCCCACCAAACUAUCCUGAAAAACCCUAGCCUCCAAAUUCUCAGAGAGGUUGAUUUGAGAAAUACCUCCCACUCAGCUGUGUGUGAUAAUUAAACUCUUUCUCUGUUACAACACUCCUGCUGUUCUCAGUGUAUUGGCUUUUCUGGGCAGCAGGCAAGAACCUGGCUGGGUGAUUACCCCCCUGGCUGUCUCUGAAGAAGAGGUUGCAGUGGGCCCCAGGUAAGUCUGGGUGUGGAGUGAGGACACGAGUACACUCCCGGCUGUUGGAACAGAAGGCUCUGGCUGCAGGUUGGCCUCGCUUUAGUCUCAGGCAGCUGUGGCCAGCAGUGGGUUCAGUGGCUGCUGUAGGAAGCCUGGAUUCCAGUCCCAGCUCUGCUACCAAACACUUGACCAUGGCCAAGUCUUUUCCCCUCUCUGGGCCUCUUGUCCCUGCUCGUAAAAUGUGGCUGUUGGACUCGAUCACUUCCUAGGUCCUAGCUGUGAUCGAAAGAUCUAAAGGAACUCAGACUCCACACUUACCUUUUUUUUUUUUUUUUUUUUUUGAGACAGGGUCUUGCUCUGUCGCCCAGGCUGAAGUGCAGUGGCACAAUCUCGGCUCACUGCAACCACUGCCUCCCUCCCAGAUUCAAGUGAUUCUCCUGCCUCAGUCUCCUGAGUAGCUGAGAUUAUAGGCACACAUCAACACGCCUGGCUAAUUUUUGUAUUUUUAGUAGAGACGGUUUCACCAUGUUGGUCAGACUGGUCUCAAACUCCUGACCUUGUGAUCCGCCCGUCUCGGCCUCCCAAAGUGCUGGGAUUACAGGCAUGAGCCACUGCAUCUGGCCCACACUUAUUGUUUCUGUGCCUCGGUUUUCUCAUCUCUGGAUGGGAACAUGUAUGUGAGAGAGCCUGGGAGAGAACCACAAUCACCCCAUCCUGUGUGGGUGGUGCAUGCAACUUGCUUGACAUCCAUACCAGGAUUCUGACAUAGGCUGGGCUGGGGCCAGUAGCCCAUCAUCCUACAGAUGGGAAACUCAGGAGGGCUCCAUGGAGCUCUCUGUAGCUAGAUGGGAAGGCCAAGGGCAUACUUACUGGAGAGCUGGCCGGUCGUGUUGGCUCACACCUAUAAUCCCAGCACUUUGGGAGGCCAAUGUGGGUGGAUCACCUGAGGUCAGGAGUUAAAGACCAGGCUGGCCAACAUGGUGAAACCCUAUCUCUGCUAAAAGUACAAUACAAAAAUUAGCUGGGGGCGAUGGUGUAUGCCUGUAAUCCCAGCUACUUGGGAAGCUGAGGCAGGAGAAUUGCUUGAACACAGGAGGCAGAGGUUACAGUGGUCCAAGAUUGUGCCACUGCAUUCCAGCCUGGGCAACAGAGCAAGCCUCCAUCUCAAAAAACAAACAACAAAAAAAAACUUACCUGGGAGCUCUGGCUCCCAGGGCCUGUGGGGAGUGGGGAGCAGAGAGCUAGGAGGAGGCUGGGUCAUCAGAACAAGUCUUUUCCAGGAUGCAAGGACCAUGCUCAGUAGACGGCUCAGUUGGAGUUUCGGGGAUGAGCACCAGUCUCGGAGGCCUGAAGGAAGCCCAUGGAAGCCCGUGGCCAUGGCCAAAGGAGCUCAUUACCCUGGGGCCAGAAGAAUCUGCGCAUCAAGUGGUCCUGCAAAGGAUCCAGGAGCUUUCUGAUUUGCUGGCGAGAGUGAUCAGUGCUGCCCUGGCCCAGGACUUCCCUGAGGAGUAUGGCAUCAAGGUCAUCGCAGAACCUGGCCACUUCUAUGUGGAGUCUGUCUGCACUGCCGCUGUCAACAUCAUUGCCAAGAAGGCUGUGCUGGAGCCUGGAGGCAGCCAGAAGCUGGUGUAUUAUCUCAAUGAUGGCCACUAUGGCUCCUUCCGCAUCUGCCACCGAGAGCCUGACCCGAGGGUUCCCAUCGUGGUGAAGGUAAGGGGGCCACACCAGCCCCAAGAGUCUAGUCCUUUACCUCCACAUGGCUUGUGCCUCCCAGACUGGGAACAGUGGCUGUGUUGGACCCCAGAGGCAGGGCCUUGCCUACUGCUUAAUGCACACGUGGGCACAUGCAUGAUGUGUUGCCCACAGGUCAGAGCAUGUGCAGCAGCUGGAUAUGGGGGCCUCGUCAGCCAAAGGGACCAUCACCAGAACAAAAAGAUGUGGCUUGUUUUCCAAAAUAUUCAAGUUCUUCUUCCUGGUGGUUCAAGAAUCAUUCCCGAGUCUCUCAAGGGCCUUACCCCCAGCACCCCUACUUCUCAGUCCCUCCCAUGAUCUGGCAACAAAGCUGUGAUACCUAACCCUGUAGGGCCAGCCAUGUCUUCCUCCAGCUCCGGGGCAGGUGUGUCUGCUGAUGCGAUGGGUUGUAAAUAUCUUGACUUGCUCCUGGCCAGUGAACAUCUUGGUGUGUGCACAUGUUUGGUCACGUAUGUGACAUAUGUCUGCAUGCAAGUGCGAGUGUGUAUGUGUGUGUGGUAUUUCUGGGUGUGUGUCUUUGUGUGUAUAUUUGCCUCUCUUCCAAUUGCAGGGAGUGAGUACUGGAUGUGGAAGAACCAAUAGGAGACCCCGGAAUAGUUUUCAAUUUUAGUUGCCCAUAUUUAAAAACUUACACAUAUUUCAUAAAAGCCUAGACUUUCUCAGCUCCUCUCAAAGAUUUGAGACAUUUGAUGUUACAGGACUUGCAGAACAACAAGGCAACAAAUAUUUCAACAAAUUAGUCUAGCAUGUCAGGCAUGUGGCGCCAUCUGCUGGAAUGGGACUUCCACUAGACAGGCCUCCCCACCCAAUGUCUUUUCCUUUGGACAGUCAUUGAUUUUCCAGUUUGUCAUAAGGCUUACCUGGCCCAUUUCACUCCUUUGUGCUACCUGCUUGACCCCUAGGUAACUGAGUUUUCAACUGCUCCCUUAUAGGAAUUAUUGAAGACAAUAGCCCCAUUUACAGAGGAGGAAACUGAGGCUUUAUUUGUAGGCACAUCAGACCCCCGCCAGGCUGGGCAGGGGCCAUGGAGGGAUGGAUCCCAGCCAGUGUACACCCGUGUGUCCCUGGGAGUGCCCUUCUGGGUCUUUCAAUGGCUUCCAGGUAAGGGGGUGGGAUAGGCCAGCCCGCUGUCUUUUCUGACCCCCUUUCCUAUGUCACACAGGAGUUCUGCUCAGAGCCGCCCCUCUUCCCCUGCACCCUCUAUGGCCCCACAUGUGACGCCCUUGACAGGCUCUUCUUGGAGGAUGUACGGCUGCCUGAGCUGGACGUAGGUGAUUGGCUGGUCUUCCCCUCCAUGGGUGCCUACAAGUCCUCCAUGAGCUCCAGCUUCAAUGGCUUCCUGCCCACCACCAUCUUGUAUGCCAUUGGCCCCCAGCUCAGGUGCCUGGGGGCUGAGGUUGAAGAGGAAGCAGGGAACCUCACACUCACUGGAGACUGGGGUGGGAACUGGUCCCAAGGACUCUCCCUUCCCAUUGACUCACUGAAGUCAAAGUGUCCAUCUGACCUUUAGACUCUGAUCUGCCACUGGGCCCCCUCCCAGGGAGGUGGAGAUUUGCAAAGCUGAAGCCUCUAUUCAAGCAGAAUUGGUGGCAGGGGACCCCCAGGCCCUCUACCCACUGGCUGG